AUGGAGCCCAUGGAGGCAGCGGUGGGCGGGAAGGCGGUGGACGCGUACCGGAAGGCGCUGGCCACGGCGGCCUCGGCGGCGGCGUACGCGGUCAUGGCGCGCAGCAUGGCGCGGGAGCUGCUCCCCGAGGAGCUCCGCGCCGCGGCGCGCUGGGCCGCGUCGGCGCUCGGGGCCCGGGUCGGCUGGGGCCAAAGGGACCGGCGCACGCUCGUCGUCCGGAGCCAGCCGAGCAGCACCGGCGCCGGCGGCGAGGACAACCUCCUCUUCGAGGCCGCGCGGACGUACCUGGCGUCCAGGCUCGACCCGCGCGCCAUGCGCCGCCUGGGCGUCACGCUGGCGCGCGCCAGGGACGACGCCGGCCGCGCCAGCUGGCGGAGGCUCCUCUUCCUGGAGCCCGGGGGCUCCACCUUCGACGACUUCGAGGGCGUCCGCUUCACGUGGACGUGCGUCGAGCCGACGUCCGGCGGCGGCGGGACCAAGAAGAAGGCCAAGAAAGGAGGCGAGCCCAGCGCCGGCGGCGACCGCGACUUCGCGCUGGAGCUCAGCUUCGACGCCCAGCACACGGACGUCGCCAUGGACCGCUACGUGCCCUUCGUCAUGGACGCCGCCGAGGAGGUGCAGCAGCGGGAGCGCGCGCUCAAGAUCUGCAUGAACGAGGGCCGGAUCUGGUACAGUAUGAGCCACCACCACCCGGCCACGUUCGACACGCUCGCCAUGGACCCCGCGCUCAAGCGCUCCAUCGUCGCCGACCUGGACCUCUUCAAGAGCAGGAGGGACCACUACCGCCGCGUCGGCAAGGCAUGGAAGCGCGGGUACCUGCUCUACGGGCCGCCGGGCACAGGCAAGUCCAGCCUCGUGGCCGCCAUGGCCAACCACCUCCGCUACAACCUCUUCGACCUCGACCUCUCCCAUGUGCAGUUGAACACCUCGCUGCAGUGGCUGCUCCUAGGCAUGUCCGACAAGUCCAUCCUCGUCAUCGAGGACAUUGACUGUUGCUGCGAUGCCAUGUCGAGGACGGACGACAAGGCGCCGCCGGUGCGUACCGGCGGACGUACCACCGGAGACGAUGGUGGCCAUGAUGACAUCGACGACGGCCCUACAUCGGAUUCGGGCACUGCUCCGCCGCCCAACAAAUCCAACAGCAAUCAGGUGACGCUGUCCGGCCUGCUCAACUUCAUCGACGGGCUGUGGUCGACCAGCGGCGAGGAGCGCAUCAUCGUCUUCACCACCAACUACAAGGACCGCCUGGACCCGGCGCUGCUGCGUCCCGGCCGGAUGGACAUGCACAUCUACAUGGGCUACUGCGGCUGGGAGGCUUUCAAGACGCUCGCCCACAACUACUUCCUCGUCGACGACCACCCGCUGUUCCCGGAGAUACAGGAGCUGCUCUCCCAGGUGGAGGUGACGCCGGCCGCCGUGACGGAGAUGCUGCUGCGGAGCAAUAAUGCCGACGUCGCGCUCCGGGGGCUCAUGGAGUUCCUCGAGGAGAAGAACAAGAAGAAGCAGGCAAUGCCUACUGAAGGGAAGCAGAGUGAAGAAGAAGCUGGGAAGGAGGCGGCAUCAAGGGAACCAUCGAAGUAA
This is a messenger RNA of Miscanthus lutarioriparius, 1581 nucleotides long. The record is from the annotation of a GenBank genome assembly. NCBI's taxonomy places the organism in Eukaryota, Viridiplantae, Streptophyta, Magnoliopsida, Poales, Poaceae.